AUAUAGGCGGGAGGAGAUUUGGGGGGAAAAGGUGAGAAGAGAGAGAUGGGAAAGAGAGAGAAAGAGGUGGAGAAAGAGAAAGAGAAGAAGCAGAGGUAUCUUUUGAAAACGGAACCGUCGGAGUGGUCGUGGGAGGACCAGGCGGCGAACGGAGGCAUAAGCAAUUGGGAUGGGGUAAAGAACAAGCAGGCCCAGAAAUACCUCAAGUCCAUGUCCCUCGGCGACCUCUGCUUCUUCUACCACUCUGGUUCCAAGGCCCGCCGAAUCGUUGGCGUUGUCUCCGUGGUCCGCGAGUGGGACGGUGAUGCAGUGGACGUGAAGGCCGUGGGAGAGAUGAGGAGGCCCGUGGACUUGAAGGAGAUGAAGCAUUUCAAGGAUUUUGCUCUCCUCAGGCAACCCAGGCUCUCCGUUGUCCCUGUUCCAGACCUCAUUUGGGACCAAAUCUGUCUUUUGGGAGGCGGCUACCACGGCGACACCCACGGUGACUCUUCUCCCUGAUUUCACAACUCUCACAUUGUAUGUAAUCUAACUCCCUGUUUGCUUCUGCUUUCCGUUAAGUAACUACUUUUCUUUACCA
Messenger RNA from Vigna umbellata (rice bean), 577 nucleotides. RefSeq lists its product as uncharacterized. Lineage: Eukaryota; Viridiplantae; Streptophyta; Magnoliopsida; Fabales; Fabaceae. The record is from RefSeq and is a predicted model, not a curated record. Gene Ontology annotation, cellular component: nucleus.